UAGGACUACCUCUCUAAUCUCUAUACACGCACAACUCUCCCUUCUCUCCCACCCAGCACCCACGCUUGAAACCUUUGACGCUUCGAUUUCUCAACAAGUUCCCAAUUCCCAAAUCCCUAAUCAUAUUAAUCCCUCUCAAACUCUAUUGGUCGAGCUCUAGCCAACGCCUCGUCUUCUGAUCCAAUUGAAAUGUUAACAGCACAGCCCCCAGAGAAUAAAUCAAGGAUGACUGAUAGAUAUUCUCCUUGUGCACUUCUCCUUCUCCAUAGAUCCAAGCCGAGAGAUUCAACAGAUUGUGAGAUAAAUGGAUCAAGAAGCUGGAGAUUUGAAUCAAAAGUCAUAUGAUCCUUCUGUAAUUCAACCUAGCUCUGACCCCAAUGGCACACAAGCAGGCCCAUCCCAAAUGCCUGUUGCAGUAGAGGUGCAGAAUCAGUUUGGAAAUGGAACCAACGAUAAUGAUGGCAAUGAGGUGGCUAACAAUGCCAAAGGCGGGAAUGAAGGGAAAGUCUAUUCUGAAUGGUGGGCUCAUUAUGACAAACUGGAAGUUAACAAGGUUAAGAAGGCAAAAUGCAAAUACUGCAAGCGCUUAAUGGUUGGAGAUCCGAAGCAGGGAACAAGCCAUCUGAAGAAGCAUUAUGAAAGAUGCCCCAAACGCAAGGUUCCUGUGGAUAUAAGGCAGCAGCUCUUACAAGCCAAUUCCAACAAGGAGAAAUUUCAGCUUUCCCCAUUCAACUUUGAUCAGCAAAAUUCUCGGAAAGAGCUUGCAAAGGCGAUUAUAAAGCAUGAGUACUCUCUUUCUAUUGUUGAUCAUGAAGGUUUUAGGAGUUUUGUUGCAAGCUUGAACCCGUUGUUCAAGAUGGUAUGUAGAAACACCAUCAAGAAGGACUGUCUCACAAUCUAUGACCUUGAAAGAGACGCGAUGAUGCAACUUCUGGACAAAAAUGAAGGUCGUGUGGCCUUAACGACUGAUAUGUGGACAUCAACUUCGCAAAAGAAAGGAUUCAUGGUCGUCACAGCUCAUUAUGUCGACAAUAAUUGGAAGCUACAAAGUCGAAUCAUUGGGUUCAUAUAUUUGCCAGCACCACAUACCAGUGAUGUUCUUGCCGAAGCAUUGUGGGAUUGUAUGACGCAAUGGAAUGUUGACAGCAAGUUAUCUGCUAUCACAGUGGAUAAUUGCUCAACUAAUGAUGCAAUGAUGUCGCAAUUGUUGGAGAAACUUCCAUUUGAGUCUCUUCAACUUGGAGGUAUGAUGAUUCAUAUGCGAUGUUCAGCACAUAUACUGAAUUUGAUUGUGAAAAAUGGGCUGAAGGUGAUUGAGCCGGCAAUUGAGAAGAUUCGAAGUAGUGUCCAAUUCUGGUUGGGGACGCCAAAAAGAUGGGAGAGGUUUGUGAUUGCUGCUCGUCAAUUACGUACUAAGUUUUCUAAGAAGCUAAUCCUUGAUUGCGAUACACGUUGGAAUUCAACUUACAUGAUGCUAGCUACUGCUCUCAAAUAUAAAGAGGUUUUUGCUAGGAUGAAGAAUCUUGAACCAAAAUAUAAAUGCUUGCCAACUGAAUCUGAGUGGAAGUUGACUAAGGAAAUCUGUGAUAAGCUUGAUAUAUUCCAUAAGGCCACUCAAGUUUUCUCUGGCACGAAGUAUCCUACUGCAAACUUGUUCUUUCCUAUUAUUUGUGAGAUUAAGCUGGCUUUGAAACAAUGGGUUGAUUGUGGUAUUGAAGUCAUUGAGUUGAUGUCCUUGGAAAUGAUAGAAAAAUAUGAUAAGUAUUGGUCAGAGGUGCAUAUCUUGAUGGGGGUGGCUGCCGUUUUUGAUCCAAGAUACAAGACUGAGGUAUUCAAAUGCUACUUUCCUCAUAUUUAUCACGAUAGUAGCUCAAUUGAGAUAGAGAGGAUAGUUGGGGUAUGUCGUCGAUUGAUUGUGGAGUAUGAGAAGAAAGAAAAGGAAGAGGAAGAAAUGAAUACUGAUGGUCAGAGUGUGCAAUCCUCAAAGGGCAGUCAAGUGUCAUUUUGUUUUAGAUUUGAUGCUUAUGCUGCCCAAAAGAAAAGGAAACAGCCUGAGAGAUCGGAACUCGAUGCUUAUUUGGAUGAUGGAAUUAUAAGAGAUGCAUCUGAUUUAGAUGUGUUGAGUUGGUGGAAAUCAAAUAAGGGAAAAUAUCCUGUCUUGCACAAGGUUGCUAGAGAUUUUCUCUCUAUUCCAGCUUCUACUGUAGCUUCAGAGUCAGCUUUUAGCACAAGUGGGAGGGUCAUUGGCCCUCAUCGCAGUAGGCUUGCCCCAGAGACCGUAGAAGCCCUAAUGUGUGCGCAAAAUUGGUUAUUGGCAAGUUCAAAAGGGGAUCCAUCAAAAAGGCACUCACUUUCAACAGUUUUGGAUGAUUCAGAGGAUGAGCUAGAAGACACAGCUGAGGAACUUGAGACUGGAACAGCUUGAGCAAGUGGUGUUGGAGUUUGAAGUCUGCAGACUGAAGGUCUUAAGGAACUUAUAUAAUGGAUUUUGCAGAUUGCAGCAGCUUGCACCAAUAGUGAUGCAGCCUACAGAAGUGAAAUUUGAACUUUGAAGUUAAAUUCUGGAGUUUGCAGACUGCAGCAGCUUGAAUAUGAAGUGCUUAAUUCUAUUGUUAUAAUUUGAUGUGGAUUUAUGGUGAAUGAAGAUGCAGUUUGCAGUAGGCUGAUAUACUCUAUCUAGUUUAAGUUUUGGGGAGAUAUUAGCAUUUAACUUGAAAGCUGAUGCAUCAAGCUG
Messenger RNA from Linum tenue, 2734 nucleotides. Lineage: Eukaryota; Viridiplantae; Streptophyta; Magnoliopsida; Malpighiales; Linaceae. The record is from the annotation of a GenBank genome assembly.